CAAACAGUUUGUUUAUGUUGUGAUCGACCACUCUACUCUGGGCAGCAGCAGCAGCAGCAAUCUUGCUUUCGCGGCAUACGUUCGUGUGUAUUGGGAAGGAAAAUCCCCACUGGAAAAAUUGUACAAAAAAAAGUGAGUCGCACAGUGCAGCAUGUCGAAACGCAAAGCGAGCUACGUGGUGGAGGAAGAUAACUAUCUGGACGAUUUGGUGCGCGACAAGCAGAACAAUCAACCCUCCACCAGCAAGCACACGCUCGAUUCCGACGAAGAAGACGACAGCGGUGAUGAUGCACCAUACAAUGUGCUGGACGAUAAUGAGAUCCAGGGUGAGGAGGAUGGGAUGGCCCGCAUCGAUGGGGAGACCAAGUUCACACCGUUCAACAUGAAGGAGGAGAUGGAGGAGGGCCACUUCGAUGCGGACGGGCACUAUCUGUGGAAGAAGCAGGUCGAGGUGAAGGACCACUGGCUGGACAACAUCGACUGGGUGAAGCUGAAGAACGACCCGAACUACAAGGAGCGCCCGGACAAGGGCGAAGAGCAGCGCGGGCUGGCCGAUAGCGAUUCGGACGAUGAGGAUGGUGAGGCGGCGGCGGCGGCCGGUGGAAAGUUCGAUGACAUUGCCACGUACCAGCAGAUGCUGGAGCUGAUGGAGCCGCGGGAAACGGUCAAACGGGCGCUGCAGCGGUUGGGCAAGGGUACGGCCAAGCUGACGACGGCCCAGCGCUGGAAGCUGAAGAAGGCGGGCAAGUCGCCGGACGAGUCGAGCGCCAAGAUCACGAAGCUGACCGAACUGUCGAACGAUAUACUGACCAACAACGGCAACAUGGAUGUGUACGAGGAAACGUUCGAGAUGAUCAAGCGGAAGGUGACGGAGGCGGAAAAGCGAAAGGCAGCUGCGGCAGCCGGCCCCGGGGAGGAGCUGGACAUGUACGCGGAUGAUUUCGGCAGUCGCGAACAGAGCAAGCUCGGUGCGGGCGGUGAUGGAAAGGAGGAGAUCGCCCAAGGGUCGAACAGUUCCACCGAGAAGAAGGGGGAAGAGGAGGAGGAGGAAAAAGACAAACCGUUGAUGUGGGAGUACAAGGAGCAACAGGAGGCGGAAACGAUACACGGCCCGUACACGACGGAGCAGAUGCAAAAGUUUGCCGAGGAGGGCCGGUUCACCGGUGGAGCGUUCGUGCGGAAGGUUGAGGAUGAGGAUGGGCGGUUCUACUCGGCCGCGCGGAUCGAUUUCGAGCUGUACCUGUAGGACGGUGGUAGGGGGGAGGGGGGUUUUAGGGUACGUACAAAGCCACAAAACUACGAUUAAGCGCUUCUAACAUCUUCUUAAUAAAGUCACACACUCACACACAUUUUUACAUCCCAUUUUUGUCAACCAUAAACCCGUUCAAUCCGUGUGUUCAAUUGAAACCGGCAUUUAUAAAUAGGGUUUUAAAUUAAUCAAUCUGAACGGAAGAAUUGAAACGAAUGUGAAAUAAUGUAUUGUUAAAUUACUCGGUUCUAGAUUGUUUUAGAAUCUUUCCAAAACGAAUUGAUAACAUCUUACAUUCAUUUGAAUGUUUCCGUGAUAAAAACUACACAAAUUUGCCAAUUAAAUCGUGUUAAAUUAUAAAUUGAUCUAAAAUUCAGCAAAAACCUAAAACCAAACCAAAACCCAUACUGAUCCUGCCACCAAUAUGUUGCCAAUAACGAUUUAAGAACUGCACACAACCAAUACUGGUUAUACCGGUCCUAGAUUCGAUCAUGAACCCAUAUCGGCCGUGGAAUCUGCCAUGAACCCAUACCGGUCCCGGAAUCUAUCUUGAACCCAUACCAAUCCUGGAACCUACCAUGAACCCAUAUCGGUCCAGGAACUGAUCUUAAACCCAUAUCGGUCUUGGAAUCUGUCAUGAACCCAUAUCGGUCCUGGAACCUGUCAUGAAUCCAUACCGGUCCUGGAACCUGUCAUGAACCCAUACCGGUUCUGGAACCUGUCAUGAAUCCAUAUCGGUUCUGGAACUGAUCUUUAACCAGUCCUAGACCAGUCCUAUCUAUACCAGUCGUAGAAUCGAUAAUGAAGCCAUACCGGUCCUGGAACUGAUCUUGAGCCUAUAUCGGUUCUGGAACCUAUCAUAAACCCAUACCGGUCCUGGAAUCCACUAUGAACCCAUACCGGUCCUCGAACCUGUCAUGAACCCAUAUCGGUACAGGAACUGAUCUUGAAUCCUUACCGGUCCUGGAACUGAACCUAUAUCGGUUCUGGAACCUAUCAUGAACCCAUACCGGUUCUGGAGCCCACCAUGAACCUAUAUCUGUCCAGGAACUGAUCUUGAGCCCAUAUCGGUCCUGGAACCUAUCAUGAACCCAUAUUGGUUCCGAAAUCUAUAUAGAACCCAUAUCGGUCCCGGAAUCUAUCUUGAACACAUACCGGUUCUGGAACUGAUCUUGAGCCCAUAUCGGUCCUGGAACUGAUCUUGAAUCCAUACCGGUCCUGGAACUGAUCUUGGAGCCAUACCGUUCAUGGAACCCAUCAUGAGCCCAUACCGAUCCUGGAACCCACCAUAAACUCAUAUCGGUACUGGAACCUGUUAUGAACCCAUACCAGUCCUCAAACCUGCCAACUUUUCAUCGACAAUACCAUGUUGAAAACACCGGUUCUCGUCAAACCUGUUAAGAACCCAUAUCGGUCCUGCAACCUAUCAUGUACUCGUACUGGCCCUGAAACCUGUGAUGUACUCGUACCGGUCCGGCCCUGUAAUCGAUGGUGAAUCCAUACCGAUCCAGAUAUAAUUCCCGAUUUCAUUUUUUUUUGUUGAAGCAGUAGAUGGAGCUGUUCCAGAUUCGAAUUCGGAACGAUACUUGAUACCGGGUCUGAGUAGUAGGAAUUGGCGUAGGAAUUUGUACAGUGAUUAUGAGAAUUACAGAGUCCUCUUAAACCAACAUUGUUGCUCAGCAUUAUUCAACACUCACGACAUGAUUUUCAACAGCUGUCAAUGUGUUUGUGUACUGUUGAAAAACAUCUCACGAGCGUUGACUAAUGCUGUUA
Molecule: messenger RNA, 3022 nt
Organism: Anopheles arabiensis
Lineage: Eukaryota; Metazoa; Arthropoda; Insecta; Diptera; Culicidae
Gene: holn1
Product: CD2 antigen cytoplasmic tail-binding protein 2 homolog
Exons: 2
Coding region: 152-1246 (364 amino acids)
Cellular component (GO): U5 snRNP
Molecular function (GO): protein binding
Source: RefSeq, a predicted model, not a curated record